Molecule: messenger RNA, 2105 nt
Organism: Pieris brassicae (large cabbage white)
Lineage: Eukaryota; Metazoa; Arthropoda; Insecta; Lepidoptera; Pieridae
Product: hemicentin-2-like
Exons: 4
Coding region: 203-1174 (323 amino acids)
Biological process (GO): synapse organization
Cellular component (GO): neuron projection membrane
Source: RefSeq, a predicted model, not a curated record
GCGUUUGCAGGCGGUCGUUUGUGUAGUGGCUAGUGAGACAUGUGUAACAGUGACCAACCUCCGCGCCAAUAGCGCAUUCUGAUCUCAACUCAACUGAAACCGGUGCACCAUUUCUUAUAUGCAUUCACUAUAUAUAAGUACAUUAUAAUCACAGCUUACGUAAACGGCGGCGGCGGCGGCGCGACAGCGUGUGGCGGCACUGAUGGCGCCAGCACUGCUCGUCGCGCUGCUCGCCGCGCUUCUUUCGCCCUCUACACAAAAAAGCGGCGUGGAUUGGGAAACGGCGACUUCCAGCUUCGGCGUAGGUCAAUUGCGGAUAGGAGACCCGAGUGAAGCUGAAGCAGCAGCAGCGGAGGCUGCUCUAGCAGCGGAGAAUGCACCCGCGUGGCGUGAGCUAUGGCAAGCUUCGUUGGAAGCCUUGCGGCGUGAGCCUGAGCUUAAUGCCACAGCCGAAACAGUACGCGCACAACUUGGCUCUGUAGCUUUUUUGCACUGCCCGGUGCGACACCUCGCUGAACGACAGGUGUCUUGGGUGCGUCGACGUGACUGGCACAUCAUUAGCUCCGGUGCGUUUGUGUACACCAACGACGAGCGUUUUCAGGUGCUGCAUCGCGAAGGUUCGGAGGACUGGGUGCUGCAGAUCAAAUACGUACAAAAGCGAGAUAAUGGCACGUAUGAAUGCCAGGUUUCAUCCAGCAGCGGUGCACUGUCGCGGCAGGUGCAUCUUCAAGUGGUGGUGCCCGAGGCACUGAUUUUGGGAGCGGAGGAGCUGCAUGUAGAUUCAGGUUCGGCAGUGCGGCUUGUGUGCCUCAUCGAAAAUAGCCCCGAGCCGCCGCAGUACGUGUUUUGGUACCACAACGCCAGAAUGAUUAACUAUGACGCAGCGCGUGGCGUAUCAGUACAAACGGCCGCAGCAACACGUGGUGCGCGUACGCAAUCAUCGCUCAGUGUACACCGCGCGCGUCCCGAUCACUCUGGCAAUUACUCCUGUCGGGCGCCCAAUGCCGAGCCCGCUCACAUCUACCUCUAUGUCUCCGAAGGCAGUGACAAAAUGGCAGCGACACUGUCUCGCAGUGCGGCUGCUACUAACUACAGCGAAACCACACUUGCCGUACUAUUGUGCGUCGCAGUUGCAGCAGUGCUCGGUUGCCCGAAACGACUUCACCGUUGCUAGUGAAAGUGUUGAAAGUCUAUCGUUAACGUACUAAUUAUUAUUACAUAAAUCAUGAACAAAAUUCUAUAGAAAGAAGAUUGAUCGACUCGAUCGUGAACUUGUGAACUUUUUAAGGAUUUAAUACGUAAUGUAAUAAUUAUUGCUCAAAGUUAAUUUUUGUUGGUAUUAUAUAUUAACAAAGUAGGUUAUAAAAACUUGUAUAUUUAAUUUAUUAUAGUGACGAUCUCGUAGUUCUAUAAAGUUCGAUUUAUUUCUCACAGAUUUAUCUUAAUGAAAGUUGACAAAUUCGUUCAGCUCCAAUAAAUCUUUAUACCAAAAUGUAUCAAUAUCAGUUAAGCGGCAAAUAUCAGGUAACUUUUAUUAUGAUUUUAUAUAGAUAUAUAUAAUUAUCUAUAUUGUGUAUAACUUAUCACCACAUAUAUGAUAUAACCUUUGGUUUUGGAUCUCUCUUAAUAUUACGUACUUAUUCUUAUUGACAUUUGAUAUUGUAUAAGUACUCUUAAUAUUGUAAUUAUAACGUUAGAUCAACCUAAACAAAAAAGAUUCAAACACAAUAUAAAGUCAUGGUCGAAUUUCAUGUUGAGAGUGACUUGCAAAACUAUAGAUUCAUUCUUUACCUAUACUUGAUCUCUACAAUAAUUUCACUUUAUUCUCAGCCCAGAUGUCAAGAACAGUCGUAUGACCGUAUGACCGUAUUGUUAUAUUACCUGAGAUUUACGAAAAAUAUUAAAAUAAUUCUGUUAUCUUGGCAUUGCCAUGAAUUAGGGACUUAAUAUUAUUAUAUUCAAAGGUACAAAUGUUUUCGUAUAUUUUAUUAUAUUGUUAUUUCAAAUUCUAUGUACAUAAAAUGAUAAUUCUGUAAAGUAAGCGUAAAGUCUGAGUUAUAAAAUAUAUCUAGUCUUUCCAAUACUAGUAAAUGUUUUCACCUUCU